AUGAGGACCCGCGCGCAGGGCACCGAUCCGUCGGCCGUGGACGUGGCCUACCUCGCUACAACAUACGGCGUGCCCGAAGCCGACCUACGGACACUCCUGACCGAGCCGACGACAGAACUCGUUCAGAACCUCCUCGUGUCACUCACCACCAAGGGGGAGGAAUUCGAUGCCUUGAGAGCCGACAAAGUCAGGAUUGAGGUGGAGUUGGAGAACACUGUCCGAACAUCUGAGACCAAAGUAAAAGCCCAGAAGGCCGCCGUCUCUCGCCAUGCAAAGGAAAUCGAAGAGCUGAGGACGAAGUUAAAUGAGGCUGAUGCCGCACGAGAGGCUCUGUCAUCUGAGAUUGAGCAGUUGCGUUCGUCGACCACCGGUUCUACCGCAGAGACAAAAGCCCUGAGACAACGCAUCGAGACCCUCGAGGCCUCCAACCGCGAUGCUUUGGCUCUGGUCGAGAGCAAGUCGACCGAGAAGGACCGUGUCGCUACCGAACUGUCUGAGCAGCACUCCAAGCUCCUGGCACUCCGUCGCGAAGUCAGCCAGCUGGAAGAGCGUAACCAGACAUUGGAGAACGCCGUGUCAUCGCAGAAGUUCAAGGAGCAAUCGCUGCAGCAAGAGAUCGAUCUGCUGAAGCGAAACAACGAGUGGCACUCGAACGAGCUACAGACACGCAACCAAGAACAUGCCAAGUUCCGCAAGGAGCGGAAUGCCCGCAUCUCAAACCUGGAGCGUGAACUGGAGGAGAGCAACGCCUCAGUGGAGACCCUGAAGCGCUCCGAAGUGACGUUGAAGAAGAGACUGGAGGAGCUGCAGGCCAAGGUCGACGAGACCCUUGCCAGGAAUGCCACUUUGGAAGGCGAGACGAUGAAGAGGGAGGAAGACUUCCGGACAGAGCUCACUUCUGCCAAGCGGCUCGCAGACCUUCAAGCACAGAAUGCCGCCACCCACAAGGCUCGCUCGUUGGAGCUGCAGAACGAACUGGAUGAGGUAAGGGACGACAUUCGCGAGGAGAUUAGCCGUCUUCAGACCGAGAUUGAGACCGAACGUAUGGACAAGGAGGAAGCCGAGCGCAAGUUCGCCGAGCUCGAGCUCAAGUAUGAGGAGCUUGAGCGGCGUGCGCCGCGACUAGGUACACCGAGACGUAAUGGCGGCCUGGACCCUACGACACCUGGAAGAAGCGGUUCGCGCGCGGGCUCACCAUCAGCUUUGCCUGGUUCAAUGCGGAGAUCUGUUGGCGGAGUAAGCUAUACUCAACUGUACUCUCAAUACACUCAAGCUCAGGAAGAGCUCGUGGAAGCGAGACGACGUAAUGAUCAUCUCGCCUCUACCCUGGAUGAACUGCUCGGGGACAUCGAGCAGAAGAAGCCGGAAAUGGAAGAGCUGCGCGCAGAUCAGGAGCGCCUAGAAGAAGAAGUGCUGAAUCUGUCCCAACUCUUCGAUGAGGCAAAUGAAGGUCGGAGACGUGCCCUCGAAGAUGCCAAUGAGAUGCGGCGUAGCGCGGAUGCUGCGGCCAGCAGGCAGAAGAUCCUUGAGCAGCAGUGCCGUGACCUUUCUGCUCAAGUUAAGAUACUUCUUGUGGAAGUCCAAAGCCGCGAUGAAGGCCUGGGCGAACUGUCGGCGGAAGAGCGUCUCGAGCUUGAGCGUGCUGCUCGUGGUGAACUGGAAGACGGUGCUCUGGAUGGCAUGACAGAUACUGGGCGUCUCAUCUCAGAACGACUCGUCAUUUUCCGCAACGUGUCGGAGUUGCAAUCGAAGUUCCAGGACGCAUUGGAGGUGACACGGAGACUAGGCGAUUCGAAGGAAGCCCUCGAAGCCCUGGAGCAACAGGCAGCUGAGAAGACGCGUGAGACGGAAGAGCUUCGUCAAAGCGUCAAGCGCUACGAAGAAGAGCUGAAGGCAACCAUGACGCAAAUCGAGAGCUACGUGAAAGAACGAGACAUGUUCCGUCGCAUGCUCCAACACCGCGGUCAGAUUGCUCCGGACGCAGAUCUGCAGUCCUUGUUUGGACAGAGCAUGGGUCCGGCGACGCCCCAGCGAAACAGCAUGGCACCCCCGGCCACUCCGCGCACUCAGGAUGCUGAAGACUUCAACAAACUCAUCCGAGAUCAACAGAACGUCUUCGAUCAGUUCCGGAACGAAUGGAACACGGACCGCCGCACCCUCACCGACCAGAUUGAUGCGCUUGUCCGGGAAAAGAGCUCACUACAGGCUCAAUUCGCUCGCUCCGAUUCUCAACGCACCCUGUCCGAGGAGCGCUACAAGAUGUUGGAGUCGAACUUCAACGCUCUUCGCAACGAGAAUGGAGAGCUGCAGAAGCGCUCACAGCAUCUUAGCGAGCAAGCAGCUAAGCAAGAUCUACGUACUCAGCAGGUUGCCGAAGAGCUAGUGGAAGCUCGAUCCAUGGCAGACUCUCUUCGCAAUGAGAAUGCCAAUGUCAAAGCCGAAAAGGAUCUCUGGAAGCGCAUCGAAGCACGCCUAACGGAAGACAAUAAGACUCUCAUGGACGAGCGCAGCCGUCUCAACAAACUGGUUGCGGACCUUCAAAAUCUGCAGAACGAGCGCGAGUUGGCCGACUCUGAAUCACGUCGGCGCCUUCAAGGUCGCGUUGAUGCCCUGGAGACUGAGCUCAGCGAAACGCAGAACAAGCUCAAGGCUGAAGUUGAGGAAAACAAGACAGCAGCCCAGCGUCGCGAGUACCAGGAGAACCAGAAUCGAACUCGUAUCGAUGACCUGGUGAAAAGUCUCAGUCAUGUGAGAGAAGAACUUGUCGCAGCCAAGACAACCCGUGAUCAAUUGCAAUCUCGCGUCGACGAGAUGAAGAUCGAGCUUCGCUCGGCCGGGGAGAAGGUUGCAGCGCUUCAACCUCGCCCAACACCGCGCACAGAGCCACAGCAAUAUGGCGCUCAGCCGACGAAUGGUGACGAUGGAGACCUGUCACCAGAGCAGCGCUUGGCACUCGAGGCAUCAGAGCUUCGACGCGACCUCGAGCUGACAAGAUCCGAGCUCGAGAAUGCAAAGCAACAGGUUGAGCAGUAUCGAUCGAUUGCACAAACCACGGAAGAGGAGUUGGCGUCGUUCAAUGAGACCUCGGAUCAAUAUAAAGAGGAGACUGACCGCGAAUUGGCGGAGAAAGAUUCCAAGAUCAAGGAGCUCGAGCAGCGCAUCGGGGACUUGGUUUCAGAGCUGACGAGCACUAACAACGAGCUGUCGGAGCUCCGCACCAAGGCCGACGACAGCGGUCGUGUUCUUGCCGACCAGAAAGCUUCGUACGAGGCAGAGCUGUCGCGUCUGCGUGACGACGUGGAGCGCCACGGCGAGGAGAAGAAGCUGUUCCAGGAAGACAUCACGGCGCAAGCCGAGAUUGCUCAACAAGCGCAGCAAAGCUACGAGGACGAAUUGGUAAAGCAUGCUGAGGCCGCUAGGUCCCUACAGUCCGUCCGGAAAGAAUACAACGAGCUCCGUACCGAAGUUGCCGGACUUCGAGCUGAAGCUGAAGCGGCCAAAGCCAGCUUGGAACAGAACGAAGAGAGCUGGGCGGAACAACGCGCACGGUUCGAGACCGAGCUCGAAGAGGCCAAGCGGAAGCGUCACGAUGUCGACGAGCAGAACAAACUCCUGCAUCAGAACUUGGAUGCUUUCUCCAACGAGCUUGCCGCACUACGACAAGGACGCACUGUGGAAGGCGGCCGUGAAGGCACGCCGUCCGGCGAAGAGAAUCAGCAAGAAAUCAUUCGCUACCUCCGCCGUGAGAAGGAGAUACUUGAUGCUCAGUACGAAGUCGCCAUGCAAGAAUCUCAACGCUUGCAGCACCAGCUUGACCACGCCAAGAGCCAGCUAGAAGAGGCGCGAGAGAAGCUUACCGAAGAGCGCCGUCAAUCUGCCAACAAAGAGCACUCUGAGGGAAGCACCAACAAGCUUGCUCAAACCAUCAACGAACUGAAUCUUUUCCGGGAAUCUGCAACUACUCUUCGCAAUGAGGCUCGACAAGCUCGCGAGAAGCUCGAAGAGAAGAGCAGGGAAGUGGAGCGUCUUGUUGCUGAGAUGGAGCCUCUCAAGGGUCGCGUUGGUGAGCUGGAGGGAGAGCUGGAGAGCAAAGAAGGCGAAAUGAAGCUCCUUCAGGAUGAUCGCGAUCACUGGCGCGAGCGUACCCAGAACAUCAUCAGCAAGUACGACCGUGUAGAUCCAGCAGAGAUGGAAGAGUUGAAGAAGCAGUUGGAGGAACUCAAGGCUGAGAAGGCCCGCCUCGAGAACGAGCGGGCACCUAUGCAGGAGCAAAUUGCUGGGUUUGACUCUCGGUUGGAGAGCGAGAAAGCCACUGCGACUCUUGAGCUUCGCGAACGUCUCGAGAAGUUCAAGACGCAAGCGAAAGAACAAGAUCGCAAGCGUUCAGAAAAGAUUCGAGAAGUCAAUGGUGAGAAAGAGGGACUUGCAAGUGAGCUUGAGAAAGCGAAAGCCAGCCUCGAAUCCGCCAAUACCGAACUGCAACAAACCAAGACUGCCCUCGAAGCUGCCAAGGCCAAAGCAGACGAGGCUGAGGAGGGCCAAGUUCAGGAAGACGGGACUGCUGUUACUGGCGAAGAUCAUGCGGCUCUGCACGCCAAGAUUGCUGAAGCUCAGGCCAGUGCGGCCGAGCACGCCAGCCGUGCAGAAGCCCUCAACACCCAAGUUGAGCAGCUCCAGGCACGUGUCCAAGAACUCGAGGGUCAAGUUGGAGAGCUACGGCAGCAACUUGAGGCAGCUCAAGCAGGGGCUUCCUCUGGAGAUGCUGCGGCUCCUCCUGUGGACAAUUCAGAAGCUUUGGAAAAUCUGAGACAGGAACUCGCAACGGCUCAGCAGGAAGUCGAGGCGCUCCGCGCGAAUUCCACCUCAGCAACGGUUAAUGACCAAGCCGAACCAGGCCGAAAAUCGAUCGCAGAUCAAGUUGCGGAGGAAGUUGCCAAAAUCCGUGCCGAAUUGGAGCAGCAACAUGAACUUGCCAAGAAGCAACUGGACGAGAAGUACCAGAAGAAGAUCGAAGGAGCGAGGACACAAAUGGCUCAGAAGCUAAACGCUGAGCGAGAGGAACAGCGUCAAAAGCUGCGAGCAGAGAUCUUGGUCGAGCAAUCUCAAGAGAUGCAGAGGCUUAGAGACGAGCACGCCGCUGCAAUCGAGAGGCUCAAGUCUGACCACCAGGCAGAGAUCGAGCGUCUGAAGAGCGAAGGCAGCGUUGCCAUCGAAAAGGCUGAGAGCGCCGAGGCGGUCAAAACCGAAGCACCUGCUGAAGGCUUCGACGUCGCGACAUUGCAGCUAACAGAUGCUCAAGUGCGCGAGAUGAUCAAGAGCAACCCACCGGUCAAGCAAAUCUUCACGCACAACCUACGUUCGCAGAUCGAGAAGCAGACUGAGAAGCUACGAGCUCAGAUCGCUGCAAAGGAUGAAGAAAUUGCGAAGCUGAAGGAGGCCCUUGAGAAGGCACCUUCAGGCAAAGGUGGCGAAGUCAAUGGUGAUAUGGUAUCCCGCGAAGAGCUUGAGAAGCAGUUGGAGAAUGCCAAGAAGGAGAAGGAAGCUGCGAUUCGUCAGACGCAGGAUCAAAUGGAGAAGAAAGCCAAAGUGCAGUUGUCCUCCAGGGACGUCGCUAUGGCUAAGAUUAGUGCCAUCCGGAAGAUAGUGGCCGAGACACCCGACAAGCCCGUGAAAGAGGCUUGGACGGAGGCAGAGAAGGCUCGUCCCACUCCAGCAAAGCCUGCGCCAGUCGCUGCUGCCAGUGGUUCCGCUGCCAGUGGUGGUUCUGCUCCAGCGCCUUCUUCGCCCGCGACUGCUAAGCACGCAGGCGCUCCUGCUUCGCCAGCUCCGACUGGUGCUUUUGGACAGCCCUCUCGUCCAGCUGGCGGUCCGCCGAACCCCAAAGCAACCGAAUUCACACCUGCCACGAGCACGAGCGAAAACAAGAAUCAGGCGCAGAACAAGCCAGCCGCUGCACCCGCCCAGCCUCGGAGUGCCUCGCAAUCAGGCAUUCCAGCACCGGGCGGCGCGGCAGCAGGCAGCAAGCUUCCUCGUGCGCCGAGCCGCCAAGGUAGUAUGGGCGGAGCUGGAAGCGGCAUCCAGGGAGCCGCACAGAACCAGCAAGGUGGAGGUCAGCGUGGCGGUAACCAAGGUUCUGGUCUUCCUCGUGGCGGAGGCUUCUCUCGCGGCGGCCGCGGCGGUAACCGAGGUGGUACACUGGCAAAUGCGGGUCAAAAGCGACAGCACGACGGCCAUGGCGAGGGUGGCGAUGCGAAGAGGACUAGAGGCGGUGGACCGAUGGGUGGCGCAUCUUAG
Messenger RNA from Lecanosticta acicola, 6294 nucleotides. NCBI's taxonomy places the organism in Eukaryota, Fungi, Ascomycota, Dothideomycetes, Mycosphaerellales, Mycosphaerellaceae. The record is from the annotation of a GenBank genome assembly.